AUGGAUACCAAGUCGUGGUUCAAGGAUCUCACGCCUUAUUUUGUCUACAUUCUCCUCGUGUCCACUAUCGGCCCUCUACUCUUCGGUUUCCAUCUUGCAGAGUUCAAUGCCCCUCAAUCUGUUAUAACAUGCGAGAAAAAGUCCAUCUCAUCGGCAGUCGUCCCAAGUCUCCCGCAAUGUAUUCCUAUGGACUCGACCCAGUUUGGCUUGGUUUCAUCCAUCUUCACCUUGGGGGGUCUUCUCGGUGCUCUUAGUGCAGGUCCUCUCUCAGCUCGUUAUGGCCGCUACAAGUCCAUGCUUUUCAGCACCAUUCCCUUUGUCGUCGGUCCAAUCUUUGAGGUCCUCGCUACCGACAUUCCUCUUAUGACCAUUGGACGAUUCAUCAGCGGUCUCGGCGCCGGUGCUUCUGUUGUCAUUGCACCCAUCUUCAUCUCCGAGGUCGCUCCUCCUCACGAGAAGGGCUUCUUUGGCGCUUUCACCCAGAUCAUGAUCAACAUGGGCAUCUUCAUUGCACAGCUGCUUGGUCUCUUCUUGAGUAAAGGCUCGCUGUGGCGAAUAAUCCUCGCCGCUGGUGGAGCUAUUGGUGCCGUUCAAGCCGUCGGGCUAUUCCUUGGUGGCCAAGAGAGUCCAAAGUGGCUUGCUGAUCAUGGCAAAGAAAGACAAGCAAAACGAGUCCUGCGCAAGCUCAGAGGCCACAAAGCCAACAUCGACGAUGAGGUCAAAGGCUGGGGAGUCGAGAGCUCGCAAGAUAUGGAAGAUGAGGAAGACAGUCUUCUGUCAAACCAAGACCGCAUGCCUGCGGGCGGUAUCGAACAAAGCGGACCCUCCUCUAAUGCCUCGGCAAGCAAAAAGACCAAGGAAGCUUUCGAAGCGCUUGGUGCCCUUGCUGUCCUCAAGAAUCCUGACUCUCGCCCUGCCGUCAUUGCAGUUGUUGUCAUCAUGAUCGGACAACAGCUUUGCGGUAUCAACUCAAUAGUCAUGUAUGGCGUCUCUUUACUUUCGGAUCUGCUCUCGGCGAACGCUGCCUUGCUCAACGUCCUGGUUGCAGUCUUGAACAUCGUCGUAACAACAUCCUGUGCCCCCUUGACUGACAAGCUUGGUCGCAAGGCCUGUCUUCUUGCAAGUAUCUUUGGCAUGGGUGUGUCUUCCUUGCUCUUGACCAUUGGCAUUAUGAGGCACAUCCCUAUUCUGUCAGCUAUCACAGUCUUGACCUUUGUGGCAUCCUUCGGUUUAGGCCUUGGACCUGUACCCUUUAUACUUUCCUCGGAGCUUGUUGGACCUGAUGCUGUUGGCGCGACUCAGAGUUGGGCUUUGGCAGCCAACUGGAUUGCCACUUUUGUGGUUGCCCAGUUCUUCCCCAUCGUCAACGAGAAACUUGGUGGUGGUAAGGUUUAUUUCAUCUUCGCCGCUUUCGCUGCAUUCUUGGCUGGCUUCGUGUUCUGGGCAGUGCCCGAGACCAAGGGUAAGUCUGAUGCCGACGAGGUUUGGGGUCGUAAGCCUGGCAGAGCUGUCGAUUGA
Molecule: messenger RNA, 1518 nt
Organism: Aureobasidium melanogenum CBS 110374
Lineage: Eukaryota; Fungi; Ascomycota; Dothideomycetes; Dothideales; Saccotheciaceae
Product: general substrate transporter
Exons: 2
Coding region: 1-1518 (505 amino acids)
Biological process (GO): monosaccharide transmembrane transport
Cellular component (GO): membrane
Molecular function (GO): hexose transmembrane transporter activity
Source: RefSeq, a predicted model, not a curated record